CCUCGCGCUUUUCUCUCUUGGAGAGGGGAGAAGGGGGCUACAUCCUGCCAAGUCUGUAUGGUUGGGCCGCCGGCGCCCGAGAGUCCGCGCUGGGGGCCGGGAGCGACUGGAGAGCCCCGAGAUGGAGAAAUUGCAGGGGAGAAUCUCAGAAUAACUAAAAUAAUUGAAGAUGUAAUCAAGGAACAAAAGUACGUUUGAAUAGAGACCAACUAAAGAUGGCUGGGACUGGUUCAGUCUACAUAUAAUUGAGAGAUCAAGUUGGAAUUUUUAACUUUUCACCAAAGAUUCUUUAGUUUUACAGAAAAUAUACCACAGAAAUCAUGCCACCCUCAAAGCCUCAUCCACCUGUCGUGGGCAAAGUGACUCAUCACAGCAUUGAAUUAUACUGGGAUCUGGAAAAGAAAGCCAAACGCCAAGGACCUCAAGAGCAGUGGUUCAGGUUCUCGAUUGAAGAAGAAGACCCCAAAAUGCACACUUAUGGUAUCAUUUAUACGGGAUAUGCAACGAAGCAUGUUGUUGAAGGUCUGGAACCAAGGACGCUGUACAGAUUUCGCCUGAAGGUCACCAGCCCCUCUGGGGAGUGUGAGUACAGCCCACUCGUCUCAGUGUCUACAACCAGAGAGCCCAUAAGUAGUGAGCACUUGCACCGGGCUGUCAGUGUGAAUGAUGAAGAUUUGCUGGUCCGAAUACUUCAAGGAGGCCAUGUUAAGGUUGAUGUUCCCAAUAAGUUUGGCUUUACUGCUCUGAUGGUUGCUGCCCAGAAAGGAUACACCAGGCUUGUGAAAAUCCUAGUUUCUAAUGGCACAGACGUGAAUCUGAAGAAUGGAAGUGGCAAGGACAGUCUAAUGCUGGCGUGCUAUGCGGGACACCUAGAUGUUGUGAAAUAUCUCCGAAGACAUGGCGCUUCUUGGCAGGCUAGAGACCUGGGAGGCUGUACAGCUCUGCACUGGGCUGCAGAUGGAGGCCACUGCAGUGUGAUUGAGUGGAUGAUAAAGGAUGGCUGUGAGGUAGACGUCGUGGACACUGGUUCAGGAUGGACCCCACUCAUGAGAGUCUCUGCGGUGUCGGGAAAUCAGAGGGUGGCCUCUCUUCUAAUUGAUGCUGGGGCCAAUGUGAAUGUGAAGGACAGAAAUGGAAAGACACCCCUUAUGGGAGCUCUAAGAGACUUUGGGCAGUUUCAGACACGUGAGCUCACAAACAGCUCAACAGCAGCCUGGGAGGAGAGUUGGACGAGGUUGGACUGGGGAGUACAGAAGGAUAAAAACAAAGAGAGGAAGAGGGAGAGAGAGAGGACGAGAAAGAGACCAACCUCAACAGGGAUUGAAGACGCUGCAAAGGUACCGGCGAAGCAAAGGGGAAGCUUGAUACGUGAAUACCAGAUAAAGGGCUAUCGUUAUGAUAGGAAGUCAAGCAAAGGCAUGGAAACAGUGUGUAAUCAAGUAUAAAAGCAUUCUGGAAGU
Messenger RNA from Gorilla gorilla gorilla (western lowland gorilla), 1460 nucleotides. RefSeq names its product fibronectin type III and ankyrin repeat domains 1 (gene FANK1). Gene Ontology annotation, cellular component: nucleus. The record is from RefSeq and is a predicted model, not a curated record. The coding region runs from base 321 to 1445 and encodes 374 amino acids. Gene Ontology annotation, molecular function: protein binding. Gene Ontology annotation, biological process: regulation of apoptotic process. The transcript is spliced from 11 exons. NCBI's taxonomy places the organism in Eukaryota, Metazoa, Chordata, Mammalia, Primates, Hominidae.